GAAUAAGAUUCAUAUGAAUAUUAAGCUAAUUCACUGAUAACUGCAACAUUAGCCGAAUGAUCUUAGGUGCGUGUUCCAUGCCAAUGAACUUCCUUGUAAUAGCAGCUAGUGUGAACCGCAUUUUCUAAGGCAUAACGUUAACUGCUGUAAAGUGCAGUAAAGUUGUAGCUAGUAGACAAAGGCAUGGCAGACCCCAGGACCCUCACUGCAGAAGGGAAGCUGUCUGAAGAGUUUGCUGUUCCCUCCCAUGUAGAGGAGGUCAAAGGGCAGAUGGCAGCUUUUGCUGUGCAGCACAGGGCUGCAGGGCACAGGGUAGUGCUUAUCACCUCAGGAGGUACCAAAGUCCCCCUGGAGUCCCGCACCGUCCGCUUCCUGGAUAACUUCAGCAGUGGCCGGCGCGGAGCCUCCUCGGCAGAGUACUUCCUUGAGUCAGGCUAUGCUGUGAUCUUCCUGCACAGACACCGUUCCUUAUAUCCUUUCACACGCCUCUACUCUGGGAUUAAUCUGCUGGACAGCCUACAGCUGGAGAGUGGAAAGGGGGGUUCGGUCUCUGACCAAGUCGUGGUCAACCAGCAGGCACUUCCCAACAUUGCCAAAAUCCUGAUGCGUUACCAGGCGGUGAAAAAGGCAGGGCUUCUUCUGCCUGUGGAGUUCAGCACCCUGUCCGAGUACCUGCACCUCCUCAAAGCAGCAGCACAGGCACUCAGCCCCAUAGGGUCCAACGCUAUGUUUUAUUUGGCUGCAGCAGUGUCGGAUUUCUACAUCCCAGCGUCUGACAUGCCAGAGCACAAGAUCCAGUCUUCCAAUGGACCACUUCAGAUCAGUAUGAAGAUGGUCCCCAAGAUGUUGUCGCCGCUGGUGAAGGACUGGGCCCCUCAAGCAUUUGUGAUUUCCUUCAAGCUGGAAACAGACCCAUCCAUCCUGCUGGACAGAGCUCGGCGGGCUCUGGCCACCUAUCGGCACCAGGCUGUGGUAGCCAAUGUACUGGACACCAGACGAGGUUAUGUAGUGGUGGUGACCCCUGACACUCAGGCUGAGCUGGUACUCACAGAUGAGGAAGCAAGCAGAGAUGUAGAGAUUGAGGACAGGAUUGUCAGUAAUCUGACUGCAGCUCACAGCCAAUUCAUAACCCAACAAGGCUGAGACCCCAAUUAACCAUGCUAGGGCUUUCCCCAACUAAAUAAACAUUUUGUUGACAGAAAGUUCUGUUAUUUUGACCAGUUCAUCGUUUGAAAUUUGUAAGUGUAUUUUUCCAUAUAUAGACAUACCUUGUUUUAAUCAAUUCAACUAUAGGCAUUGAUCUGACGCUUUAAACUUAGUUUGAUAUAAGACGUGCCUCAAGAGGGCACCAGAGAUCUAGAUAACCAGAAGGAAACAAAAUAGCCUACAUAAAAACAUUGCAGCCUGCAGGUAGAAAAUAACCUGAUAAAAUGAAAUAUUCUAUAAAUCACUGGCUACACAUGGCCUGUCUGCAACUAUUUUGAAACAUUGUAUCUAUUAAGUUGGGUCUAGCCCAAAGCUUGCACUAGCAAAGUUGCAAAAUUGUAUAAAAUAUUGUGGGCCUACAGACACAGCUUUAGGCUAUUUGCACUAGGAUAAGAAGCAGUGCUUGACUUGGGCAGGAGCUCACCGGAGCAGAGUACAGGCACCUCAUUUUUUUCUACUGCUUGAGCUUCUGUUCCUCUUAUAUAUUAGCUUAAGAAUUGUGGCGCUCCUGCACCUCAAUAUAAACAGUACCAGAACCUACACUACCGUUCAAAAGUUGUCACUUAGAAACGUCCUUGUUUUUUAUAGAAAAGCACCUUUUUUGUCCAUUAAAAUAAUAUAUUGAUCAGAAAUACAUUGCAAAUGACUUAUAGCUGGAAAGGGCAGAUUUCUUUAAAUGGGUGUAGAGACCCAUUAUCAGCAACCACCUGUGUUCCAAUGGCACGUUGUGUUAGCUAAUCCAAGUUUAUCAUUUUAAAAGGCUAAUUGAUCAUUAGAAAACCCUUUGCAAUCAUGUUAGCACAGCUUAACUGUUGUCCUGAUGAAAGCAAUAAAACUGGCCUUUAGACUAGUUGAGUACCUGGAGCAUCAGCAUUUGUGGGUUCGAUUACAGGCUCAAAAUGGCCAGAAAAAGAACUUUCUUCUGAAACUCGUCAGUCUAUUUUUGUUCUGAGAAAUGAAGGCUAUUCCAUGCAAGAAACUGCCAAGAAACUGAAGAGCUCAUACAGCACUGUACUACUCCCUUCACAGAAAAGCGCAAUCUGGCUCUAACCAGAAUAGAAAGAGUGGGAGGCCAUGGUGCACAACUGAGCAAGAGGACAAGUACAUUAAUCUCUAAUUUGAGAAACAGACACCUCACAAGUCCCUAACUAGCAACUUCAUUAAAUAGUACCCGCAAAACACCAGCCACAACGUUAGUGUAGCCAGAAACUGCUAUUUUUUAAAUAACAUUAUGGAAUAUCUACAUCAACAGUGAAGAGGCUGGGAUGCUAGCCGUUUAGGCAGGGUGGCAAAGAAAAAGCCAUAUCUCAGACUGGGCAAUAAAAAAAAUGAAAGAUUAAGAUGGGCAAAAUAACAGACACUGGAAAAAGAGGAACUCUGCCUAGAAGGCCAGCAUCCUGGAGUAGCCUCUUCACUGUUGAUAUUCCAUUAAAUGAUUUUUUUAAAUGCAGUUCCCAGCUACAAUAGUCAUUUACAACAUUAACAAUGUCUACACUGUAUUUCUGAUCAAUUUGAUGUCAUUUUAAUGGGGGGAAAAGGGCUUUUCUUUCAAAACAAGGACAUUGCUAAGUGACCCCAAACUUUUGAACGUUAGUGUGUGUGUGUGUGUAUAUAUAUAUAUAUACACACACACUAAUGUACAGUGCAAGUCCCCGGGCUUGGGACAAUCUCGUGUACUAAACUCAGUUUUAAAUCUGGCUGUAAUUCAUUCUUGUCGAGUUUGGAUCAUUUUAUCUGGCUUGGCUUUCACCCACCUAGACCAAACAUUCAUGUGCAUGGGUAAGCAGGUUUCAGUACUCACCCUCUGCCUAAAAAAAUAAAAAAAACAUUACAUAACGACAGCAAACGGAUCCUUGAGCAUCUUAACUUUGUUUCAUACCAUCUUGUCAGGAUGCAGAUUACAACAUGUGGGUUGUGGAACGGUAAUGCCAAACGAAGUUUGACUUGAUUAAGAACAACUUUAUUGCAGUUUCAUUACAACAAAGUAGAUUACUCUGACAAUGUCAGACAGAAUUACAUCGGUAAAGUGACAGACUUGGGACAUUAAACCCCAACUGUAUGUUGGUAUUACAUUGUGCUGGAGAAAUCACACAAAUCCCCUCCAGUCCACAGGGAACUGUUGACAUUCUUCCUUAAAUGAAACAGUUGGGUUGGUUACUUGAGUUUGACACUCUUUUUAACUCCAGCACGAAUACCAGACAGCUCUCCACUGUAUCUUGUCUCCUCACGACGGACUUCACGAACCUGGAAUACAUUAAAUACUUUCAUGUAGAUUUGUUUGGAGAACUAGGAAUUGCAACAGUCUUUUUGUAAUUUGGCCCAUAAUUGACAAGUUAAACGAUACAAGUUGUCAAUUUUGCUUUCAAAUACUGUAUAUAAUAUCAGUACACAGCAGUGGUUCUGAAAGAUCUGCCUGAAGGUGUCAGUAAUUCCUGCAAAGCACUUAGUCAAUCAUUCAUAGGAUUUGUGUACACUGCAACUUCCACGUUUAAAUGUAGUCUACAAACCUGUCCCUUUCUGCGGAUCUUGGCUCGUCUGAACUUCUCUCUGUGUUUGACCCUGGGAUUGCGGUCAAUCUUCUUCCUCUUUGGUGUAAGCCCUUUGUUCUUGGCCAUCUUCAGAAAGGAUAGAUCAACAUGUGCUAAUUAGACUAAUGGUUUAAACUAGGAAGGGAAUAUAAUACUCUUCCAUACAAAGUACAAGAUCGAUCUGAAGGCCAUGUUCAUGUAUUGGGAGAAUAAAUGCCUCAUACUGUGCUUUGUACAAUGAAAAUGUGAACAAGAGACAUGAACCAGUUCAUAUUGUACAUAAAGGCUAAGAUGUACAAUAAAUCAUGGCUGCUGUAUA
Oncorhynchus keta (chum salmon) is the source of this 4053-nucleotide messenger RNA. It is a transcript of the gene ppcs, whose product is annotated as phosphopantothenoylcysteine synthetase. Bases 184 to 1143 code for a protein of 319 amino acids. Gene Ontology annotation, cellular component: nucleus; cytoplasm. Gene Ontology annotation, biological process: coenzyme A biosynthetic process. NCBI's taxonomy places the organism in Eukaryota, Metazoa, Chordata, Actinopteri, Salmoniformes, Salmonidae. The record is from RefSeq and is a predicted model, not a curated record. Gene Ontology annotation, molecular function: phosphopantothenate--cysteine ligase activity. The transcript has 4 exons.